Rhinolophus ferrumequinum (greater horseshoe bat) is the source of this 2716-nucleotide messenger RNA. It is a transcript of the gene DMP1, whose product is annotated as dentin matrix acidic phosphoprotein 1. Gene Ontology annotation, cellular component: extracellular matrix. The record is from RefSeq and is a predicted model, not a curated record. Gene Ontology annotation, molecular function: extracellular matrix binding. The transcript is spliced from 6 exons. Lineage: Eukaryota; Metazoa; Chordata; Mammalia; Chiroptera; Rhinolophidae. Gene Ontology annotation, biological process: extracellular matrix organization; ossification. The coding region runs from base 146 to 1711 and encodes 521 amino acids.
CACCAUCAGAGAAGUGUUCAGAACAUCAACAGAAGUGUGGCUUUAUUGGGCAUAGAUUUGCUCUGUGAGAACUUCAGCCUGAUUGCUGAGACUUUUUGGGAAAAGUCUUUGUGAGCUGAGGAGGGUGGAGGUGUCACUCCCGGCUAUGAAGACCAGCAUCCUGCUUAUGUUCCUUUGGGGGUUGUCCUGUGCUCUUCCAGUAGCCAGGUAUCAAAAUACUGAAUCCAAGAGUUCUGAAGAAUGGAAGGGUCAUUUGGCUCAGACACCCACACCACCCUUGGAGAGCAGUGAGUCAUCAGAAGAAAGUAAAGUUAGCUCAGAGGAACAGGUAAAUGAAGACUCCAGUGAUAGCACCGAAUCAGAAGAGGGCCUAGUCCUUGAUGAUCAUCAGUAUGUUUAUAGAUCAGCUGGUGGCCUCUCUAGGAAUGGAGGAAAAGAAGGAAUUGAUAAAGAUGAUGAUGAAGAUGACAGUGGAGAUGACACCUUUGGUGAUGAUGACAAUGGCCCAGGACCUGAAGAGAGUCAAGGAGGAAACCCCAGACUCAGAAAUGAUGAGGACUCAGCGGACACCACACAAUCCAGUGAAGAUAGUGCCUCUAGUGGGGAAGACAGUGCCCAAGAUACCACCAGCGAGAGCAGAGAUCUUGACAAUGAGGAUGAGAUGAGCAGCAGGCUUGAGGGAGAUGAGCUCACUCAAGAGAGUGAGAGUGAGGAGCACUGGGUGGGAGGCGGCAGUGAGGGGGAUAGUAGCCAUGGGGAUGGCUCUGAGUUUGAUGAUGAAGGAAUGCAGAGCGAUGAUCCAGACACCAUCAGGAGUGAGAGAAGCCACUCCAGAAUGAAUAGUGCCAGUGUAAACUCAAAAGAAUCAAAAGGGAACAGUGAUGAGCAAGCCAGCCCUCAGGAUUCAGGUGAGAGCAAAUCAGUGGAGUAUCCCCGUGGGAAAUUUUUCAGGAAGUCCCGCAUUUCUCUGGAAGAUGACAAAGGUGAUCUUGACGAUAGCAACACCAUGGAAGAAGUCAAGAGUAAGUCCACAGAAAACACCAACUCCAAUGAAGCAGACCUCAGCCAAUCCAGGGAAAACAGCAAGAGUGAAUCUCAAGAAGACAGUAAGGACAGUCCAUCCCAGGAAGACAGUCAAACUGUAGAAGACCCCAGCAGUGAGUCUAGUCAAGAGCUUGACCUGCCAUCUCAAGAAACCAGUAGUGAAUCUCAGGAAGAGGCAGUGAGUAAGUCCAGGGGUGACAAUCCAGAUAAUACCUCCAGCCACUCGGAAGAAGGUCAGGAAGACAGUGACUCCAGUGAAGAGGACAGCUUGAGUAAACCCUCCAGUUCAGAAAGCAAAUCCAGAGAGGAGCAAGCUGACAGUGAUUCCAAUGAGAGCCUCAAAGAUUCAGAGGAAAGCUCGGAGUCCACUGAGGAGGAGAACAGCUCUAGCCAGGAGGGCCUCCAAUCUCACAGUGACUCCACCGAGAGCCAGAGCGAGGAAAGCCAGUCUGAGCAGGACAGCCAGUCUGAGGAAGAUGAUAGCAGUGAUUCUCAGGACAGUAGCAAAUCACAAGAAGAUAGCAACUCUACUGAGAGUAAGUCAAGCAGUGAGGAAGAUGGCCAGUUAAAAAACACUGAGGUAGAAAGCAGAAAAUUAACAGUUGAUACUUAUCACAACAAACCCAUUGGGGAUCAAGAUGACAAUGACUGUCAAGAUGGCUAUUAACAUCAGCUUUCCUAAGAAGUGGCUCUCAUGUAAAGGAGUCUUGGGGGUUGGAGAGUAGGGAAAAAAUUAUAACUAUAAUUUAUUGAUGUUUUUUAUCAGAAGGAUAAAUGGAGGUCAUUUCUUUCUGAAAGGAAAUGCUGGACAUUAUACAUGUUGCUAGGGUGUCACCAACCAUAGAGGUUUAAAUAAUGUGGAAUGACACCAGAACACACCAAUGAGACUGGAAGCCAGGAAAGACAUGCAUCAUAGCUUCACAACUGAAAUAGUUCCUAACUCAUGAACCUAACAAAUAGUUAUGGAGGUUCUAUUAUGUACCAGGCUCUGUGCUAGGUGCUGGGGAUAUAAAGAAGCUUAAGAUUUGUUUCUUGCUCCUGAGGAGCUUACAGAGGGAAAAUAAAGCUAAAGCGCUAAUGAGGAAUACAUAUGAGGGAAACAAGAAUUACUACAAUCCCAUGUGGUGAGUGCUAUAACAAAGAGAUGAACAAAAUAUGUGACAGAAGAGGGCAACCAAGUUUGCCUUCGAGAAGACACUGGAGUCAGAGCAUUGUAUAGGAUUUCUCCAAUGAAGACGAGCAAAUUCUAUUUAUUCUUGGGAUAAGCAGUAGUAAAUCUUAUAUUAUUGAAUAUUUAGUCUGUGAGAGCACUUUCAUGCUAUGAACGAGAAAGGUGUUUUAGAAAAACAAAACUUUUUUCCCAACUAAUUUAUCAUUUUUGACCUUUUUUUGUGGAACUCCUAUGAACAUGCUUAUUGACUGCUGGUGAUAAUAUGGAUUAGAUUGGGAGAGUGGGAACAGGAAAUUCCUCUUUAAAGAGAUAACGUUUAGCUUUAUUUUUUUUCUAAAACCAGUCCAUGUGCAAUACUAGAAAAACUGUCCUCUGAGUUCUUUACAUAUAUUGCACAUAAAAUUGUGUAUAUAGAUUUCAAUUGAUUUUUGCCAAAUACCCUUUGAAAUGUUACCUCAACAUAAAAUAUUUGUUUUGUAAUAAAGAUAAUAAUACCCAGAA